GUAGAUAAUGUUUUAUGUAAAGGUGGCCGUUUACUUUGAUAAAUUAACUAUUAACACUAAUAAAAAUGUAUACGAUAAAAUGAUUAAUUAAUUACUUCUAUUGAAAACAAAAAACUAGCAGUAGCAAGUACUUUGAUCCAACGAAACCAAUUUUUUUAUUAAUAUUUUAAUACGGCUUUGUUUACCAACAAAGAAACUAUGGCACUUCACUUCACCACAGACAAACAGCAAAAUCAAGUAUAAUGCGUAUAUGUGCAAAAGUAUGCCGCACCCGUAGUAAGUAGUACCGGGAAAGGGUGUAUUUUAUUUAGUCGCAUAAUGUCGAUAAAAUUUUGCGCCUAGAACGAUAUCACUAGGCAUUGUGGCUGUCUUUUGUCUUACAUAAUCGGAAUUGCAAAAACACUCUAGUGUUCAAUUUAGCUUUGCGUUACACAGUUAGAAGUGAUACGUCGAGAUACAUAAUCAGCCUGCUGUUCGUGUAUUGUUUUUAUUAGAUAUUAGAUAUCCAUUAAAUAAUAAAAAAAAAUAGAAUUGAAAACAAACUCUAAAAACGUGUGCUGUAAAUAAAUGAUAUUUAAUAGGUUCUUAUUACUAUACUUGUGUAUACCUACUUACAUUACAAGUCCCCGCCCGCGGCUUCGUCCAUACUCCACACUAAAUUUUGGUUAAUUCACAAAUACCGCAGGAACCACCCGUAGUCUUUAAUUGCUCAGAAAAACUGUAAUUCAUUAAACCAAGCAAUAUGGCCUCAUUACUCAUACCCAAAGACGAACCUCUGCAUGAUCACGACACAGAGUAUUGGAAUGGCGAAGAACUUGUUAAACCCAAAGAAGAAUUAUCCAAAGCCAAUCUCUAUGUAAAUGCUGAAGAGUUGGACAGUACAAUGCUCAGUAUGUUGGUGCCAGUUGAAUAUGAAUCAACCAUAAAAGAGGUUGAACUAGAAGAAUAUGAGGAAAUUGAUCAACUGGGGCAAUUACAUGGUGAAGAUGAAGAAGUUGAUCAACCAAAUGAUGAUGAGAUUGAGCAACAAUAUACUGAUGAUGAUGAGGCACAGAAAGUAACAGAAGCUUCAUCAGAGGGAGAUGAAACUGAACCAAAGACCAAAGCCUCGUCAGACGACAAAAGUGACAGUGAUUGGGAGCCUCAAAGUAAACACAAACGCUGCAGAGCAUCACAUGCUGCACCUUCGAAGAAAUACAAAAAAGGCCAAACUAGAGUCCAAAAGGACUACAUCAAAAAGAAAAAUGACCAAACAGGCGACCAAAAAGAUCAAACCAAACGAACUGUCGACAGGGCCAAAAAGUGCACAGUGUGCGACCACGUGUGUGCAGACAAGUCAUCUCACACUGAACACAUGAAAACACACGGCGACAAACCGCACCGGUGCGACAUGUGCCUCUUCCGGACCGCGCACAGGGGCCGCCUCGUGACGCACGUGAUGCGCCACACGGGCGACAAGCCGCACGCCUGCCGCCUGUGCGCGUACGCCUGCAGGACGGCGUCGGCGCUGCGGCUGCACCUUCUGACGCAUUCCGGCGCCAGGACCCACCAGUGCACCAUCUGCGACAUGAAGUUUACGAGGAAGUCGACUCUGAAAGCGCACCUUGUUGUACACACGGCGGAGAAACCGUUCCAUUGCCCGCAGUGCGAAAAAAGAUUUAGAACUAAAUACAGUUUGAUACAGCACAUCGUCGGUGUACACAACUGCGCGAAGGCUUACGAGUGCGCCCUCUGCGAUUACAAAACCAACAGGAAGUUUUAUCUGAAAAUUCACAUAAAGACGCACAGCCGCGAGCAGCCCUUCUACUGCGAGAUAUGCUCGUCGCGGUUUGCGCACAAAGGUACUCUGACGGCUCACAUGCGGACGCACACCGGCGAGAAGCCGUUCAAAUGUAAGCUGUGCGACUUCCGCACCGCCAGGAGCGACGCGCUGGUGCGGCACCGGCGCGUGCACACGGGGGAGAAACCCUUCGCGUGCCCGACUUGCGGGAAAACAUUCGCGAGAACUUGCGGUGUCAUAAGUCACAUGAAAACACACGAUGACUUGAAACCUUUCAUAUGUGAAUAUUGCCAAAGAGCAUUCAAGUCCAGCGGCGCUCUGAAGCAGCACAUGCAGACGCACGGAGACACGAAGCCCUACGAGUGCAAAGUUUGCAAAUCUCGGUUUCGAGACAGAAACGUUUUGGUCAACCACUCGAGGAGACAUACGGGGGAGAAACCAUUUUCGUGCGAUUUGUGCGAAUUCGCAACCGCCCACAGCGGCAGGCUGACGUCGCAUCGUAUGCGACACACGGGGGAGAAACCCUUCGCGUGCACCCUGUGUGACCACAGAUGUAGAACAAAAUCCGCUUUGCAAACUCACGAAAGAAAACACACGGGCGAAAAAAGUCACUGUUGCGUGAUUUGUAAUUCAAAAUUUACCACCAAUAGCAGUUUGCGUAACCACUUGAAAACGCACACGGGUGAGAAGCAUCUGUCGUGCGACCUGUGCGCGUUCCGCACGGCGCACAAGGGCCGCCUGGUGACGCACGUCAUGACGCACACCGGCCAGAAGCCGUUCCGCUGCAGCGAGUGCGCCGCGAGGUUCAGGACGCGACACGCGCUUAAGGAACACUUCAGAAAACACACGGGCGAGAAACCUUUGGAGUGUCGCAUUUGUUUUGAAAAGUUCAGGUGUGCGCAAAGUUUGAGAAAACAUAAAAAGACACAUGAGAAUCAUUGAGAAGUUGCAAAAAAUGACAAUGUGACAAUCUUUGAGUACAACUUACAAGAGACGUGAGAGUGGCAAUCUCUGAGAAGUCACAAGAGACGUGAGAGUGGCAAUCUCUGAGAAGUCACAAGAGACGUGAGAGUGGCAAUCUUCGAGAAGUCCCAAGAGACGUGAGAGUGGCAAUCUUCGAGAAGUCCCAAGAGACGUGAGAGUGGCAAUCUUCGAGAAGUCCCAAGAGACGUGAGAGUGGCAAUCCUCGAGAAGUCACAAGAGACGUGAGAGUGGCAAUCCUCGAGAAGUCACAAGAGACGUGAGAGUGGCAAUCUUCGAGAAGUCCCAAGAGACGUGAGAGUGGCAAUCUUCGAGAAGUCCCAAGAGACGUGAGAGUGGCAAUCCUCGAGAAGUCACAAGAGACGUGAGAGUGGCAAUCUUCGAGAAGUCACAAGAGACGUGAGAGUGGCAAUCCUCGAGAAGUCACAAGAGACGUGAGAGUGGCAAUCUUCGAGAAGUCCCAAGAGACGUGAGAGUGGCAAUCUUCGAGAAGUCCCAAGAGACGUGAGAGCGGCAAUCUUCGAGAAGUCCCAAGAGACGUGAGAGUGGCAAUCUUCGAGAAGUCCCAAGAGACGUGAGAGUGGCAAUCUUCGAGAAGUCCCAAGAGACGUGAGAGUGGCAAUCCUCGAGAAGUCACAAGAGACGUGAGAGUGGCAAUCCUCGAGAAGUCACAAGAGACGUGAGAGUGGCAAUCUUCGAGAAGUCCCAAGAGACGUGAGAGUGGCAAUCUUCGAGAAGUCCCAAGAGACGUGAGAGUGGCAAUCCUCGAGAAGUCCCAAGAGACGUGAGAGUGGCAAUCUUCGAGAAGUCACAAGAGACGUGAGAGUGGCAAUCCUCGAGAAGUCACAAGAGACGUGAGAGUGGCAAUCUUCGAGAAGUCCCAAGAGACGUGAGAGUGGCAAUCUUCGAGAAGUCCCAAGAGACGUGAGAGCGGCAAUCUUCGAGAAGUCCCAAGAGACGUGAGAGUGGCAAUCCUCGAGAAGUCACAAGAGACGUGAGAGUGGCAAUCUUCGAGAAGUCCCAAGAGACGUGAGAGUGGCAAUCCUCGAGAAGUCACAAGAGACGUGAGAGUGGCAAUCAUCGAGAAGUCAUAAGAGACGUGAGAGUGGCAAUCUUCGAGAAAUCACAAGAGACGUGAGAGUGGCAAUCUUCGAGAAGUCACAAGAGACGUGAGAGUGGCAAUCUUCGAGAAGUCACAAGAGACGUGAGAGUGGCAAUCUUCGAGAAGUCACAAGAGACGUGAGAGUGGCAAUCUUCGAGAAGUCACAAGAGACGUGAGAGUGGCAAUCUUCUAGAAGUCACAAGAGACGUGAGAGUGGCAAUCUUCGAGAAGUCACAAGAGACGUGAGAGUGGCAAUCUUCGAGAAGUCACAAGAGACGUGAGAGUGGCAAUCUUCGAGAAGUCACAAGAGACGUGAGAGUGGCAAUCUUCGAGAAGUCACAAGAGACGUGAGAGUGGCAAUCUUCGAGAAGUCACAAGAGACGUGAGAGUGGCAAUCUUCGAGAAGUCACAAGAGACGUGAGAGUGGCAAUCUUCGAGAAGUCACAAGAGACGUGAGAGUGGCAAUCUUCGAGAAGUCACAAGAGACGUGAGAGUGGCAAUCUUCUAGAAGUCACAAGAGACGUGAGAGUGGCAAUCUUCGAGAAGUCACAAGAGACGUGAGAGUGGCAAUCUUCGAGAAGUCACAAGAGACGUGAGAGUGGCAAUCUUCGAGAAGUCACAAGAGACGUGAGAGUGGCAAUCUUCGAGAAGUCACAAGAGACGUGAGAGUGGCAAUCUUCGAGAAGUCACAA
Messenger RNA from Bicyclus anynana (squinting bush brown), 4555 nucleotides. Its product is annotated as gastrula zinc finger protein XlCGF57.1. Bases 743 to 2722 code for a protein of 659 amino acids. The record is from RefSeq and is a predicted model, not a curated record. The transcript is spliced from 4 exons. NCBI's taxonomy places the organism in Eukaryota, Metazoa, Arthropoda, Insecta, Lepidoptera, Nymphalidae.